Ceutorhynchus assimilis (cabbage seed weevil) is the source of this 471-nucleotide messenger RNA. NCBI's taxonomy places the organism in Eukaryota, Metazoa, Arthropoda, Insecta, Coleoptera, Curculionidae. The record is from the annotation of a GenBank genome assembly.
AUGGAUAAUAAAAGCACUAAUAAUGGCACUAAGUCUCAGAAGUGUCAGUUAUGCGAAAAAUGUUUUAAAAAACCCAGUGAAUUGAAAUAUCACAUUGAUAGAAAACAUCCAAAUCAAAAUAAUAACCCCACUGAAGAAUGUACAAUCAUUAAGUCUAUCAGCCACUCUCAGGAGCUGAAUGAAGAUUAUGCUGUACCAAUGUUAGCCUUAGAAAAAUCUAUUUCGGAUCUGAAUGCAGUCAUAAGAAAUAAUGUCAAAACUGUCGGGGAUUUCAAGGCUCUCAAGAAAAUAGUGGCUUCUAUUGAGCCGACUCUACAGGCCAUACAAGAAAGCAAAACAAGGAAAAAUUCUUUGCUCACCAAUGAAAAACCAAUCGCAAUACUUUCCUUGACUGAAGAAGUCUCAAAUUUCUUCUUUCCUGAUCCUUUCAUAUUCUUUAAUCUAACGAAUGAAGGAGUUUCAUCAAGAUGA